AUGGAGUUCCGCCUUCUCUUCGCCCUGCUGCUGGUUUCAACGGCUACGGGGCUCUUCGUCCGUUUAAAGUGGAAAGACUUCUUGCAGCAGCAGCAACAACAACAACAUCAACAACAACUGCCGUCGCUCUCGUCCUCGUCCCCCCACUGCCUGAGCCUGGAGGACGGGUGGCGACUGGCGGCUGAGUUCCAGGCCUUGAUCCGUAAUUACUCGGCCGCCGCGGCCGACGAACUCGUGGCUCCCGACGUGGUGGCCCACUGCGACGGCAUGAACGCACUGGCGGGCAAGCCGCUGGGCGCGCCGACGUACCGCAACCGAGACGAGCUCAAGGCAGCGCUGGAGCGGCAGAGCGGGCGCCCGACGCCCGUCUCUCUGAGGACCGUCGACGUUGUGACGUGCGACACGGUUGUGCUCAAGUGGACGGCCGCCUUUGGCGAGGCGAGGCUGCCUGUCAGGGGCAUCCAGAUCCUGACCGUCGAGAGGGGCGGUCCUGUGGGAGGCUGGGCCAUCAAGACCAUCGACACCGAGUUCAACAGUCUUGCGUACCUCGUCAACCUCGGCGGUACGUACAACAUGCCGACCGAUCGAGUCGGCUUCCAACCCUAG
Messenger RNA from Colletotrichum higginsianum IMI 349063, 606 nucleotides. RefSeq lists its product as uncharacterized. The record is from RefSeq and is a predicted model, not a curated record. The transcript has a single exon. Bases 1 to 606 code for a protein of 201 amino acids. NCBI's taxonomy places the organism in Eukaryota, Fungi, Ascomycota, Sordariomycetes, Glomerellales, Glomerellaceae.